Messenger RNA from Paramecium sonneborni, 862 nucleotides. The record is from the annotation of a GenBank genome assembly. NCBI's taxonomy places the organism in Eukaryota, Ciliophora, Oligohymenophorea, Peniculida, Parameciidae.
AUGGGAUUAAUAUCAUACUAUUGUCUUAUUGUCGUAGUUUUUAUAGCUCUGAUAAUUUAUGAUUUAUUGUUUUAUACAACCUAUACAUAUGAUAUUUGCCCUCCUAUUGAAUACACAAGUGCUCGUUUACUUUUUCAGAAUCCUAAUUCAGCAUUUGAUUAUGUAAACAAUUCUAUAGCAUACCAAACUACCACUGAUAACACUACUACCACUGAUAACACUACUACUACUGAUAACAAUACUGCGACUGAUAAUUCUACUGCAACUGAUACUACUACUAAUUCAAAUGUUAGUGAUACUUCUAUGGCAAAUAAAUUAGUAAUUUUAUUUAAAUAAAUUAGGUAUCAAUUCCAUUUAUUAUUAUCUUAUUAUAUUGUGGUGUUAUUGGUUUAAUUUUUUUAGCAAUGCUCGGUAUUUAUUGUUUUGGUAAAAUGCCGAGUGAAAGAUUUGGAAAUUUAAGUAGUUUUUUAUAAUUAUUCUGGAGAUAUAUGUUGGGCUUGUUUAGGUAUAUAUGUUAGAAAUUUUGCUGUCUUAACCAGACUUCUUUCUUGGGUUGGAUUAUUAUUAAUGGCAAUCUAAGCAAUAAUUACCAUUACUGAUGAAGAAUGUUAAAGUGCCACUCAUGAAUACAAAUAAAAUAGAAAAAUUUAUUAUUAGGUAACUCUCUAUUUAUUUUGAGGAAGGAGCUAUGUACGAUUCCUCAAUAUUGUUAAUAUUUGUAAAUAUAUGUUUUUGGGGAGCUACUCAUUGUAUUAUACCAUCUUUAAAGCUUUUUAUUGACUCAGAAUCAUUUCUAUACGAACCUUUUGAUAGAAGCAAAGGUUUAGCAUACUGGUUCUGCUGUAUAAUGUUAGGGCCAUGA